Molecule: messenger RNA, 1543 nt
Organism: Condylostylus longicornis
Lineage: Eukaryota; Metazoa; Arthropoda; Insecta; Diptera; Dolichopodidae
Exons: 3
Coding region: 178-1359 (393 amino acids)
Molecular function (GO): DNA binding
Source: RefSeq, a predicted model, not a curated record
UGUUUACUUCGAAUGAAUUUAUUUAAGAAGAUUAAAGAUGUUUAUUUGUAUUCAAGACGGCAAGUAAAUUUCUUUAGUAAUUAUUCACGAAUCAGUAGUUUUUAAUAUGUAAUUGAUUUAUUUAAGUAUAUAUCAUGUUGUCUUAGAAGAAGCACAUAAUGUUUCAUUACUUAAAAAAUGAAAAACAGUCGAGUGUGGAACCAUUUUAAUAUGGUCGAUAAAAAUAAGACUCAAUGCAUUCAUUGUCGAAAGUAUAUUUCAAAGAAUGGUGGAACAUCUAAUUUAAAAAAGCACUUGUCACGAAAACAUCAAGAAUAUUGUAUAGAUUUGGAUGUACGAAAUCCUAAAAAAAUCUUUGACCAUUAUCAAAUGCUUGAGGACUUGGCACUUGAUCUAAAUUUUGAUGAUGAGAAAAUUAAACAAUUUAUAUGUGUAAUACAAAUGAAUUCAAUUUUAUAUUCCAAAACAAAUGAGAAAGAAUUAACAGAUUACGAGAAACAAAGUUGUAAAACGAUUUGGGAAGAAAUUGCAAAUGAGUUUGAAAUACACGAAAGUGAUUGCCGAAGAAUUUGGUCGAUAUUACACAAACAGUACUCCUCAUAUAUUAGAACAAGAGAUCCUGAAAAAUGUAAAUAUAUCAACGAAUUAGCUUUUCUGGAUGAAUACUUACAAAGAAAUCGAAUUGAAAAAGUACCAAUGAAAGAUACUGAAACUUUAUAUAAAAAUUACAAUUUGCCUGGUGAAUCCAAAAAAGUAUUGAUAUCGGUACCAGAUAUUUCUGACACACCCAUACAUGAAAUUAGUGUUAAUAAAACAGAGUUACUGGAUGAUGAUAAUUCAGCAGAAGAUUAUGAAGUUUUAUAUGAAGAAUUUGAUCCAAUAUUAGUUAAAAAUCAGACUUUAGAUAAUCCUGUGGAAGAGUGUAAAAAUGAAACAAUAUUCCAUGAGAAAAGUGAAUGGAAUAAUUAUAAGUCAAAGAGAUAUGUUUCAGAACGUAAUCAACAAUCUUAUCAACGUCAAAAACAUUUUAAUCGUUAUCAACAUCAAGAUGAAGGAAACAAAAUUAACCAAAAUUUGCCAAAAGAUCGUUACAAUCCAAAUAUUAAAACUGAAAAUAAGAACCAUAAUUUAUAUAAAAAUCGAAAUAUUUGUUCCUCACCUAAGCGUAUGAAAAAAUCUACAGAUGAUAUGGACGAAAUUGAUUUUUUCUUUGAAUUUUUACAUCGUAAACUUAGAAAAAUGUCUUCAGAUUUAUGUAGGCAAUUACAAAUGAAAUUCAUGGAAACUAUUCAAGAAGCUGAACAACGAAGUCGUAAGCAUACAGAUCGAAGUGUUGACACGGCUGACCCUUUCGAAUAAUUAAUUCAAUAAGUUACUUUAUGUUUGCAUGGAAAUUGAAUCUUAAUUAAACUUAUAAUUUUGAUACAAAACGUCAUAUUUAGUAAGGAUAGAGUGAUUUACAUCAUUAUUCCUUAAAAAUAUUGAUACUGAUAUAUUAUUUAGAUCUUAGAGUGUAAUGUAGAUCAAUAAAUUUUUUGUAUGA